Messenger RNA from Rhopalosiphum padi (bird cherry-oat aphid), 4331 nucleotides. It is a transcript of the gene singed, whose product is annotated as protein singed. Gene Ontology annotation, cellular component: cytoplasm; actin cytoskeleton. NCBI's taxonomy places the organism in Eukaryota, Metazoa, Arthropoda, Insecta, Hemiptera, Aphididae. The coding region runs from base 445 to 2007 and encodes 520 amino acids. Gene Ontology annotation, biological process: actin filament bundle assembly; establishment or maintenance of cell polarity; cell migration. Gene Ontology annotation, molecular function: actin filament binding; protein-macromolecule adaptor activity. The record is from RefSeq and is a predicted model, not a curated record. The transcript has 7 exons.
CUGCUCACUGCUCACUGCUGCAGUCGGAGCGUCUUCGAUAUAUUGCCGUCCGCUACGCGCACCACCAUUGCACUACGAUUGCUUCGCCUGUAUAUCAUUACAUAGUGGUAAUAGUAGUACGGCACAUCUGUCGCUCCAAUCCGAUAGGUGUCGCGGGGCAAUACGUUCCUCGCCGGCUCACCGCUGCUCGACCGGCAACCCCUUCCCUUUCCCUGUCAUCGAUGUUAUAAACAAAUAACAACAUUACAUCGUACGGAAUCGUAGUAAUCGUAGUCGACCGGCAGUCCCGUUGUUGCGCUCUGCGUGUGUGCCUGUGUUAAACGUAUCUCUUUCGUUGUCUGCCGUUUUACGCGCAAACCAUCGUCUCCACGUUCUCUGGAAAGGCUCGUCGUCGUCGUCGUAUAAAAUUAACAGUACCCAGACGCAAUCGAUUAAUAUUCAGUCAUGAACGGAUUCAAUAAUCAUGAAAUCAACGAAGGAGGUCAUAAGCAUUCAGUUGCACCAUGUAGUUGCUGGACAAUUGGUUUGGUCAAUGUUGAUUCUAAACGUUAUUUAACAGCUGAAACAUUUGGGUUUAAAAUCAAUGCUAAUGGUGCAUCGUUAAAAAAAAAACAAUUAUGGACUUUGGAACCAAGCACUAAUAAUUCAUUAUUAAGUGAUGGUCCUACUACCACAAUUCGACUGCGAUCACAUUUAGAUAAAUAUUUAGCAGUAGAUACUUUUGGAAAUGUGACUUGUGAUGGUGAUGAUCCUACUGAUCCUGGAACUGUAUUUCAAGUUUCUGUAACUGAUGGGAACUCUGGUAGCUGGGCAUUGAAAAAUGUUGUACGAGGUUACUACUUAGGUGCUUCCUCAGAUAAUCUCAAAUGCACAGCGAAAGCAGCAGGAUCCAGUGAACUAUGGCUAGUUCAUUUAGCUGCAAGGCCGCAAGUGAACCUGAGAUCAGUUGGACGAAAACGUUUUGCUCACUUGUCUGAAAACUUGGAUGAAAUUCAUGUUGAUGCAAAUAUACCUUGGGGUGAAGAUACACUUUUUACCCUCGAGCUGCGACCCGAUGAUGACUUCAAAUAUGCCAUACACACAUGCAACAAUAAAUAUUUAUCUAGAGAUGGAAAAUUAGUUGAUACAUGUACAUCCAAUUGUUUGUUUUCACUUGAGUACCACUCAGCUGGUUCUUUAGCUUUGAGAGACAAAGUUGGUGGUUACUUAUCUCCAAUUGGUUCUAAAGCACUACUUAAAACACGAUCACAGACAGUUACCAAAGAUGAAUUGUUUACUCUUGAAGAUUCUUUACCUCAAGCAAGUUUUAUUGCUGCUCUCAAUUCAAAAUAUGUGUCAGUUAAACAAGGGGUGGACGUAACAGCUAACCAAGACGAAAUAUCCGACCACGAGACUUUCCAACUGGAAUUCGAUCCUUCCACUAAAAGAUGGUACAUACGCACAAUGCAGGACAGGUAUUGGACUCUCGAAACCGGAGGUGGAAUACAAGCUGUUGCUGAUAAGAAAUCAUCGAAUGCUUUAUUUGAGUUGGCAUGGCAAGGGGAUGGGUCAGUUUGCUUCCGUGCGAACAAUGGUAAAUAUGUCUCUACAAAGCGGUCUGGUCAUCUGUAUGCAAAUGUUGAUGCAAUUGAUGACGCUUGCAAAUAUUUCUUUUACCUCAUAAACAGGCCAAUAUUGGUAUUAAAAUGCGACCAAGGAUUUGUUGGAUAUAAAUCAUCAUCAAGCUUACGCCUUGAAUGUAACAAAGCAUCGUAUGAAACUAUACAAGUUGAACGGUCAGAUAAAGGAAUUGUAUUCUUUAAAGGACAAACUAACAAAUAUUGGCAUGCAAAUGAUGAAGGCGUUUCUGUAGAAUCUGAUGUACCAGAAGGAUUUUUUAUUGAAUUAAGAGAACCAACAAGGAUAUGCAUUAAAAGUGUUACGGGUUAUUAUCUUUCUGCUGGUAAAAAUGGAAUGUUUAAACUUGGUGAUGGAGAUUAUAACAAUGCUACAAAAUGGGAAUAUUAAUAUGGGAAUUUAAUAUUCUUUGAACACGUGUGCAUUACUAAAUGGGAAAAUAAAAAUUAUUAGCUCUGCUUAUAAAUAUGGGACUUUUUAAAUAUAAAUAUAUAAUACUUAUAUUUAACAAUAAACUAUAAUAUGUUUUAUCAAAUAGUUUAAUGAUACAUAGGUACUCAAGUUUAUUUUAUUAUUUAUAAAUAAUUAUACAUUUCAGACAAAUCUUAAUUCAACUUAUAAACAUAACUAUUAUACAAAAUAUACAUAAAUAUAAUUUGAAUAAACAAUUGAAAUAUUAAAAUAAUAAUUAAUUACACAUAGGUAAUUGUUUAAAUUUAAGUUAAAGUAUCGUACCUUGUAUUUUAAUUUUUUCACAUUAAGUGUCAAAUUUUUUUGUGAUAAAGUUUGAUUUACUUUUAUCCACUUUUAUCAAUUUUCAAACAUAUUUAUUGGUUUAUAGUUAGUAUAAUAUAAAUUGAAUUAAACUAAUACUGAGUUUUGUCAUCAUUGGUGACAAAUAAUGGUCCAGCAAAUAUCCAAUGACAAAUUCUUUUUUAGUAAAACCAUUCAAUAUUGAUUCUAUUUUAUUUUAUACUUGGAUUAUUUUCUUUGUUAUUGAAAUAUGUUUAAAUUACAAAUUAAAUUUUAACUUAAUUUGUAGUUAACAUGGUUUUAAUAAUAACUUUAUGUAUCACAUACAGAUAUACAAAAAUAUAUAAUAUGAUCAUUAAUUCAUAGUUUAUGGUCGUUAUACAAUAAAAAACAAGCAUUUGUAUUCAAAACACUUACUUAUUUAACAAUAAUAAAAUAUUUUUAUGGCCUGGCUUUAAUUUACUUAGAAAUAUAUAUAUUGAUAUAACGAAUCAAUAAUAUAUGUAUAAAAUUGUAUUGUUAUACAAAUCAAAGUUACUCAGAUGUAUACAAAUAAAAUUGGGUUUUUUAAACAGAUUUAUAUUGCUCAAUAUUGGUAUAAUCUUGUUUAAAAUAAAUAUAUUUAUAAACAUACAACAUUUUUUACUAUACAUUUUACACUUUUUAUACAAAAUAAUAUCAUCAUUAGACUUAAGUCAUAUUACAUAAUAUUAUGUAUUAGUCACAUAAUAAUUGAAUUUAUAAUAUGCUCUCAAUUUUUUAAUUAAAAAUAAAAAAGCAAAACAUAACCUCAAUAUUUUCCUAUUGUAUUUAGUUUAAUGUGAUUUAAUAAAAAAAAACAUAAUAUAGAAUUAUUUUUGUGUGAAUAAUGAAGAUAUUUACAAUUUUUAAAAUAAAUAAUAAAUACUAAUACUUUUUUUUAAUAAAAAAUAUUUAAAAUGAAAUGUGCAAUAACGGAAAUGUAAAAAAAAAAAUCAAGUCAUAAAAUAACGGGUUAUAAAAACAACUUGUUUUAUGUUGCUUACAUUAUAUUAUUAAUUUAUAAUAAUAUAUAUGUAGCCCAACUACUAAAGUACAUUUAGUAGAUGAAUAUUGAAUAAGAGGUAUGAGUAAUUAUCCUAAAAUUCAGUUUAUAAUUUAUUUCCAUUGGUUACUAGUCUUCCAAAGAAAUAGAAUACUCAUUUAACCUAAUAUUUAUUAACUUUUAUACAUUUUUUACUCAUUUAUGGAGACUGUUUGGUAUUUAUUAUAAUAUGUUUUAUGAAACUAUUUUUGUGUUAAAAUUACAUUUGCAAUUUUAUACUUGUAAUUUUAUUUUAUAUUUAUUUUAUAUAUAUAUUUUAAUUUUUUUUUUGUUAAAAAUAUGUAUACUUUAUAUUUAUAAUUAUAAUUUAACUAUACCCCUUAAAUGUGUAUUUAUAUAAAUAUUAGCGCUUGACAUUUUUUUUAUAUUGAACAAUUUUUACUUACAAUAUAAUAUAUAUUAUGAUAAAAAAACAAAAUUAUUUUUUGUAAUGAACUACAUUUCUUAAUUUCAUUUUGCUGAAUGAUAUAAAUGUUACGGUCCAUUCUUAUCAAUUCUAAUUAUAGUUCAUUUAUAAAUGCUCCAGAAAAAGAUAAUAGUCAUUACAGGCAUAUAAUUUUUAAUGCCUAUCUAUUUAUUGUCCAUUUAAAUAACAAAAAAAAUGAAUUUUUUAUUUAUUUUAUAUCUAUGAAUAUUGAUUUAUAAAUUUUAAUUAUGAUUUAAUACGUUGACUUAACAUUAAUUUUGUAACACAAUCAAAGUGUAUAACUUAGUCAGAGAAAUUAAAAUAAGUCUUCAUUUUUGAAUUGUAAAAUUUAUGAUUGAAAUUAAGCAAUUCCUGCAGGGAAUCUGAAACGCAUGUUAAGUAUAAUUUAAAUUAUAGUUAAUUUUUCAUGCACUCUAAUAAAUAAUACGAUUAUAUCUUAAAGUAUUUAAA